Nematolebias whitei (Rio pearlfish) is the source of this 813-nucleotide messenger RNA. RefSeq lists its product as uncharacterized. The transcript has 3 exons. The coding region runs from base 1 to 813 and encodes 270 amino acids. The record is from RefSeq and is a predicted model, not a curated record. Gene Ontology annotation, molecular function: serine hydrolase activity. NCBI's taxonomy places the organism in Eukaryota, Metazoa, Chordata, Actinopteri, Cyprinodontiformes, Rivulidae.
AUGCAACCAAGUCUGAAGAAGCUGUCACAGAGAGCUUCGCCUCUCAGUGACUUCUCUCCUGCACAAUCUUCUGUUUCCCCAUUGCUUUCGUGCACAUCUUCACACACCGACUCUACUUCCCGUCCUCUCCUUGUUUUCUUCUGCUGGCUCGGUGCCCAGCCCGGAGCUGUGUCCAAAUACAGGGACCUGUACCUCGACCGUGGCAUGGAUGUCCUCCUGGUCCAAAGCAGAGUGAUGCACUUCCUGUGGCCUCGUUGGGGGCUCAGCUAUGGGUUGGAAGUUUUGAACAUUUUGGAGGAGCCUCUGUUCUCUGGCAGACCUAUACUGGUCCAUUCUUCCUCCAUUGGGGGCUACACUUUCACCCAGAUGCUCAGCCACAUUGCGCAAGAGCCAAAACAACAUGCCAGUGUGGCACAAAGGGUGAUAGGGCACAUCUAUGACAGCCUGGUGGUUGGUUCACUGGAGCACAUGGCAACAGGUCUUGGAAAAACUCUCAUGCCUCGAUUAGAGGGUCUUAUCAGAAAUAUUGCCAUGCUCUACUUCAGGCUCUUCAAAGCCCACACUGCAGAUCUUUACGAUAAAAGCAUCCAAGUUUUCUACAGCAACCCUGUUACCUCUCCAGCCCUCUUCUUCUUCAGUGAGAAUGAUGCAAUGUGCAACCCCGCUGUCCUGGAGAAACUGAUUGAUUUCUGGAGGCGGAGGGGAGUAACGGUCGACAGCAGGAAGUGGAAAGAGUCCACUCAUGCUGCCCACCUGCGUUGUCACCCAGAAGAGUAUGUUUCCACAUUGCAACACUUUUUGAACUCUAUUUGA